CACUUUUCCCGAGGCAGUGUACAUUGAAACUACAUCUGGUAGUAUUUACAAUUAAUCAUGACUCGAUGGGCAAGAUCUUUGACUUCCAAGGCUUCCAACAAGAAGACUCCUGAGGAAGCCACUCCAUGGCAUGUUAUGGUUGCCUCCAUGAAGGCAACUCAGAGUCGAGAACAAAAUCCUGAAGCUGAUGAUUUUUCUCAUGAGAAUGAAACAGAAGAAGAGAAAGAGGAAGAUGAGGAAGUAGAUCCAUCCUACAGUGAGGAAGUAGAUGAGUCCAUGAAAUCCUCUUCAAUCCCAUGUGACUCAACUGCAUUCAAGGAGGAAGGUGAUAUUGAAAAGGAAGAGGAACAAGACACAGAAGCAGGAAACCAUGAAAUGCCAGAAUAUGAGAAGGCCUCUGGAUCCCACAAAGCCCAAGAAAGGAAAAGAAAACAUCAGUUUGUGACAGAACCGAUGCCAGGGAGGGCUAAAAUUUUCUUUGAGGGUUCCUGGGUCACACCAGAGGUGAAAGCAGAUUUGCUGAAAAUGAGAAAGAAACUCCUGGCUGAUGGAAUCCCAAAGGACAAGGUGUCAGAACUUGUUCGCAAAGGAAGGAGGAGAGAAGAGAAGUCCUACAAGAGAGACAAGAAAAAGGGAUAUGCCCCAAUGAAUUUGAGCCUCCCGAAAGCCUUCCACUGCCUCAUCAGGGCUCUGAAGGACUCGGGAGGUUCCCGCCUCGUCCUUCGACGAAAGUCAUUCCUGGUGGGCGUGUGA
Darwinula stevensoni is the source of this 753-nucleotide messenger RNA. The record is from the annotation of a GenBank genome assembly. Lineage: Eukaryota; Metazoa; Arthropoda; Ostracoda; Podocopida; Darwinulidae.